GUAAUUCUACCACACAUCUCGAACUACACAUUUACAAUGUGAACUUAAUUUAAACGAAGAAGAAUUUCCGAUGGUGACGAAGCGCGACAGCUUUUCAAAGCUCAAUACAGAAGAGGAAAAUGCUGCAACAAAUGAAGAGGCCACCAGACUACUACGAGCCAGAGUACGGCUCCAGGUCAGGCCCAGUCCCAGUCUGAUUAUUGAGUCGAGUUUUGGCGAUUUGACAUCAGCUACGGGUUCGAAGAUUGCAGCAAGCAACGACGUUGUGUUCGAGCAGAUCCCGUUGGUGCAGAGAGAGGUGGAACUUGAAGUGUUCAGUGAAAGCAGUGUUGUUCAAAGAGAGAAAGUACAUCCAUGUACACUACAACAUGAACCCCAUGCAAGUGAAGUUGAGAUUCAAGCAGGUGGCUACUCAACAGAAGUAGAUUUCCCUUUCAAAAAGUCGGAUUGUUACAUUUCUGAAGUCGAUAUUAACUUUAAUUCACCAGAUCAACCCUGAGGAAGAAAACGUCAGAUGGUAUGUUUUGCUGACAUAGAGACAGAGUCUGACUCCUCUCAUUGCUCUGAAGCUGUAUCAUGUACGUGUAGCAGGAACUUGAGCAAAAAAGGAUUGGUGACAUCUCGUCCAUCAAAUCACCAUCGUAAAGGACUUUGUUCUUUGUCUGUGAUGAUGCCAAUGGUGUGGCUUAGUGAAUUUGUCGAUAAGUUUGGAGAGAAACUGCCAACCAACAACAAAAUCCAUCUUCUUCAUGCCUUAUACAUGGAAAUGUGUAUCGGAUUAUGAAGGAGGAAGUAGAAGAGCAAGGAGGUUCUGUUUGUAGUCAGCAAUACUUCUUCCGCAAAUGGAGAAUGGAAAUGUCUCAUGUUACCAUUCCAAAGGUAGGUGAUUCUCGUGAGUAUUUGCACUGUAU
Messenger RNA from Lytechinus variegatus (green sea urchin), 911 nucleotides. RefSeq lists its product as uncharacterized. The record is from RefSeq and is a predicted model, not a curated record. NCBI's taxonomy places the organism in Eukaryota, Metazoa, Echinodermata, Echinoidea, Temnopleuroida, Toxopneustidae. The transcript is spliced from 5 exons. Bases 71 to 499 code for a protein of 142 amino acids.